AUGUCCGAUUCUGAUCUUUCAGAGCAAGAACGGCUUGAUAAUCUCGAUCCUCUUCGUCAUUUUCGCGUAGAGGAUGAAUCGAUUCUCCCCUCUCAGCCACCGUCGACAAAGGAGCAGAUCCAGUCGUUUAACUAUGGCUCACUCACAGUACAGCUGCUGGUAGAUGCCAGUCCAGGGUGUGGAGGUAUUGCUUGGCCUGCAGGUCACGUCCUCAGCAAUUAUCUCGUCCAUCGCGGCCCCUCCUAUUUACAGGACCGCCAUAUACUCGAACUCGGCAGUGGAACGGGCCUUGUAGGUCUUGUUGCAGCCAAACUAGGUGCAUCCAAGGUCACAGUCACCGAUCAACUCCCGCUGCUCGAAAUCAUGCAGCGAAACAUCAAUCUCAAUUCUCUGGGUCAGAUUGUGGUUUCCAAAGAACUCGACUGGGGAAAGGAGCUGCCAGAAUUGGGACCAAUCAAUGUCAUUCUUGCAGCUGAUUGCGUCUACUUUGAGCCUUCGUUUCCUUCUCGUCAAUACGCUAGAAGCCUUGUCGCGCCAGCCAGGAAGGGAUUGCGAGAUAUUGCCGACAAGCGAUUCUUCACCCUACUCAAGAAGAAGUUUACAUGGACUGAUGUUGAUGACGAUCCUCAAAGCGAGGAUUUUACCAAAAUUUAUUCAACUUUGGGUCUCGGAAAAGAGACCGUUUCGUCUCUCCAGGCAUUCCGCAAGCGCCAUGGGGACGCACAACGAAUCCACGGCACGCUGGCGUCGCAACCGACCACUGUCGAUUUUGCGCACUACCGUUCGGUACUAAAGAACCAAGCAAUCGUCGACGAAGCGGAAAAGCUGCUCAAGGACUUUAAGCCAAAGACAUACGACGUCUCGUCGCAUAUCAAGGCCAUUGAUCAAUUCGAGGAAAAGGCCGUUUCCAAGGCCGAGGCGACCGCUGCAGAGAUUGACGUCGAACUCAAGGCUCUUCAAGCAACUCUUGCCAACAUUGAAGAGGCCCGGCCGUUUGAGGAUUUGACUUUGGAGGACGUCCGCAAGGCUCACCCCCAAAUUGCCGAAACCGUCAAGACCAUGGUUUCAAAGGGCAAAUGGACCGUGCCAGGCUACAAGGAGAAGUUUGGCGACCUCAACAUCAUGUAG
Messenger RNA from Serendipita indica DSM 11827, 1128 nucleotides. The record is from the annotation of a GenBank genome assembly. Lineage: Eukaryota; Fungi; Basidiomycota; Agaricomycetes; Sebacinales; Serendipitaceae.